AUGGCUGACGGAGAACAAGGACUGCCUGGAGGUCUCGGUGGUGUUUCCACUGAUCCUACUACUCCUAAGCAAACAGUUGACGACUAUCUCAAGCAGUACGGUGGUCCCAACUCGGCUCUCAGCAAAAAUUGUGAUCCAGAAUGUAGUGCUGCAGCUGACGAACAAAAACGUCAAGAAUGCUACAAGACGUGUAUAAAAGCAAUCGCCCCUCUGAUGGAUCUACCCGAACCCCAAUUUUGA
This is a messenger RNA of Lichtheimia ornata, 240 nucleotides long. RefSeq lists its product as uncharacterized. The transcript has a single exon. The record is from RefSeq and is a predicted model, not a curated record. The coding region runs from base 1 to 240 and encodes 79 amino acids. NCBI's taxonomy places the organism in Eukaryota, Fungi, Mucoromycota, Mucoromycetes, Mucorales, Lichtheimiaceae.